UGCUGAUGCCACUCUACAAGUAAUCUCCUACUUCACAAAACCCCUUACACACCCAUUUCAAAUUUCUCAAGCAGAGAAUGAGCAAACUGGGACUCAGAGUCGCUCUCUCCCGAUCAAUUGCACACUCUCUUCGACUCUUUCUUCCCAAAUCACAUCCACCACAACCUCACCUUUCUCGCCCAUUCCAAGUCUCCACUCAAAAUUUCUUCUAUAGCUUCAAUAGACUCAUCAACACUUCUUCCCCUGACGACCUCGAUGGAUUAAUCGAUCCCGACCUCAAUUUUCCGGGAAACUCCUCAUCUUUCCCAGAUAGUUCGCGGGUCGAAUCGGAAUUUGCCUUUCUGCGCGACUCGUUGGUGGACUCUGGUGCUGAAUGUAGCUCUUCAGAGGACAAAUUUGGGUCUGGUAUGUACUGUAAUGACGCUUUAUUGAUUUCGAAUGCUAUUAAGAACAGUGAUGAUGGGUUUGGGGAUAAAACCCACAAGUUUCUUAGGCAGUUUAGGCAGAAAUUGAAUGAGUCUUUGGUGGUUGAUGUGUUGAAACUUCUACAGAAUGCUGAAAUGGGUGUGAAGUUUUUCAUAUGGGCUGGUCGACAGAUUGGUUAUAGUCACAGUCUGUCUGUAUAUAAUGCAUUAUUAGAUGUAUUAGGAUGUGAUGAGAAUGAUAGAGUGCCGGAUUGUUUUCUUCGAGAAAUUAAGGAUGAUGAUAAGGAGGUGCUUAGGAAGUUGCUUAAUGUGUUGAUUCGGAAAUGUUGCCAAAAUGGGUUGUGGAAUUUAGCAUUGGAAGAGCUAGGGAGGCUUAAGGAUUUCGGAUACAAGCCCUCACAAGCUACUUAUAAUGCUUUAAUUCAGGUGUUUUUAAAAGCAGAUAAAUUGGAUACAGCAUAUUUGGUUCAUAGGGAGAUGUCAAAUUCAGAUAGUCGCAUGGAUUGUCAAACGUUGGGUUGCUUUGUGUAUUCUCUUUGCAGAGCAGGUAAGUGGAGAGAAGCACUAGAUUUGAUUGAAAAGGAAGAGUUUGUUCCCGAUACUGUAAUUUAUACACAUAUGAUAUCUGGGUUAUGUGAAGCUUCGCUUUUUGAAGAAGCUAUGGAUUUCUUGAAUAGGAUGCGGUCUAGUUCUUGCAUUCCUAAUGUUGUAACAUUCAGGAUAUUGCUUUGUGGUUGUUUGAAUAAAAAACAGCUUGGUAGGUGUAAGAGAAUACUUAAAAUGAUGAUGACAGAAGGUUGUUAUCCAAGUCCUAAAAUAUUUAAUUCUCUUGUUCAUGCUUACUGCAGAGCUGGAGACUAUUCCUAUGCCUAUAAGUUGCUCAAUAAAAUGGCAAAUUGUGGUUGCCAACCAGGUUAUGUGGUUUAUAAUAUAUUAAUCGGUGGUAUAUGUGGCAAUAUGGAGUUACCAAGUGAAGGUGUUUUAGAAUUGGCUGAAAAUGCUUACCGUGAAAUGCUUGCUGCUGGGAUUGUACUAAAUAAAGUCAAUGUCAGCAAUUUUGCACGGUGCCUUUGUGAGGCUGGUAAAUUUGAGAAAGCAUAUAAUGUUAUUGGUGAGAUGAUGAGUAAGGGAUUUAUACCCGACUGUAAUACAUACUCCAAAGUUAUUGGUUUUUUGUGUAAUGCCUCAAAAGUAGAAAAUGCUUUUCUAUUGUUUGAAGAAAUGAAACGGAAAGGUAUUGUUCCAGAUGUCUAUACAUAUACAAUAUUAAUUGAUACUUUUUGUAAAGCUGGCCUUAUUCAACAGGCUCGCAAAUGGUUUGAUGAAAUGGUAAGGGAUGGUUGUUCCCCUAAUGUGGUGACUUAUACCGCUCUUAUCCAUGCUUACCUUAAAGCAAGGAAGGUGUCCAAUGCAAAUGAGCUGUUUGAGAGGAUGUUGUUGGAAGGUGUCAUUCCAAAUGUUGUCACAUUCACUGCAUUGAUAGAUGGUCACUGUAAAGCUGGAGACAUUGAAAAAGCAUGCAAGAUUUAUGCGAGAAUGAGGGGAAGUGGGGAGAUCUCUGAUGUAGAUAUGUACUUUAGGAUUGAUAGUGACUCUCAGGAACCAAAUAUUGUUACAUAUGGAGCUUUGAUUGAUGGUUUGUGCAAAGCACACAAGGUUCAAGAAGCUCAUGACUUAUUAGCUGCAAUGUCAGUUGAAGGAUGUGAGCCAAAUCACAUUGUAUAUGAUGCUCUUAUUGAUGGAUUUUGCAAGGCUGGGAAGUUAGAUCGAGCAGAAGAGGUUUUUGCUAAGAUGUCACAACGUGGCUACAAUCCAAAUGUUUAUACUUACAGCUCUUUGAUUGACAGAUUGUUUAAGGACAAACGGCUUGAUCUUGCUUUAAAAGUCUUAUCUAAAAUGCUAGAAAAUUCUUGCCCUCCCAAUGUUAUUAUCUACACAGAGAUGAUUGAUGGACUUUGUAAAGCUGGGAAGACUGAUGAAGCCUAUAAACUUAUGAUGAUGAUGGAAGAAAAGGGGUGCCGUCCGAAUGUUGUGACUUAUACCGCUAUGAUAGAUGGCUUUGGAAAAGCAGGGAAAGUUGAGAAGUGCCUUGAACUCUUGAGAAAGAUGGGUACCAGUGGUUGUGCUCCAAAUUAUAUCACUUAUACGGUUUUAAUAAAUCAUUGCUGUGCUGCUGGUCUUUUGGAUGAGGCUCACCAACUCCUGGAGGAGAUGAAGCAAACGUAUUGGCCUAGGCAUAUUGCAAGCUAUCGUAAGGUCAUUGAAGGCUUCAACCGAGACUUCAUCGUCAAUCUUGGCCUUCUAGAUGAGAUAAGUGAAAAUGACUCUGUUCCGGUUACUCCAGUUUACAGAAUUCUGAUUGAUAGCUUUUGCAAGGCUGGAAAACUAGAGGUUGCACUUGAGCUGCAUCGAGAAAUUUCAUCAUCUUCAUUACUUUUGUCUGCUGACAGGAAUAUUUAUUCUUCUUUGAUUGAGAGCCUUUCGCUUUCAUGCAAGGUCGAUAAGGCCUUUGAGUUAUAUGGGGAAAUGAUAAGGAGGGGUGGAGUACCAGAUUUAACUGUCUUCUUUCACCUCAUUAAAGGGCUUAUUAAGGUACACAGGUGGGAGGAAGCAUUUCAACUUUCAGACAGCCUAUGCAAUAUGGAUAUCUGUUGGCUCCCUAUUGAAGAUACAUUCGAGGGAAGGCAUGCCUAUCAAAUACUCAACUGAUGAUAAAUAUCACAUGCAUGGAAUUGGGCAUUUAAUUCUCAGUAGUCUUUUGUUCCCAUCAAACAAUACCAAAGUGAAGGAGAUUUGUCUAGUGGGAUUCUUGGCUUGAAGAAUAUAGAUUCCAUCCUUUGUUCUCAAUAUAUGUGAUCUGGGAUGAUGCAGGUUUUUUAUGCUGUUUGAUCUGAAUUGUUUCCACCAUUCCUUAAUUGAGUAUAACAAGGUCCAAAUCCUUCACUGCUGAAUAACGUGAGAGGCACGGGGAGAUUGGACAGAGUCUACUCAUCAUAGCAAAUCAAUCGGGCAACUAGAAGAAAUGACAGCAAGAGUAGACAAGCAACAUCAUCCUGUAUAGAAGCAAUAGCUGCACACAAAAGGUUUUAGGUUAAGUAAGACUAAACGGAAUAUAUAGAGUGCUCGAUGAAAAAAUAUAAAAUUUGCUGGGUAAGAGAAAUGAGUGACCAUUUUCGAUAUCUCAGAUCAAUUAUUCAUAAAGAUGGAAAGAAUGAAAAAGGUUGUGGCACAUAAAAUUAGAGUGAGAUGGAUGAAAUGGAGGAGAGUUGUGUGAUAGGAUGUAUGGUACAAAUGUUUGAUAGUUAAAAUAAUAAUAAUAAUAAUUGUCAAACAAUGCUUGUAAGUAAAACAAGAGUAGUGAGAUGGAUGAGUGGUGUUAAUAGAAAAGAUAAAAAUUAGAUGAAAAAUUAUUUGAGAUAAAAUGGACAUUUGAAUCAUAGAUGAGCUAAAA
Camellia sinensis is the source of this 3876-nucleotide messenger RNA. RefSeq lists its product as uncharacterized. NCBI's taxonomy places the organism in Eukaryota, Viridiplantae, Streptophyta, Magnoliopsida, Ericales, Theaceae. The record is from RefSeq and is a predicted model, not a curated record. Gene Ontology annotation, molecular function: mRNA binding; protein binding.